AUUUUGUUUCACUUGCCUCGCUGCCACCCGUUUUGCAGGAGCAGCCACCCCAAAUCGCUGCUUUCUGUUCUGUAAUCUCCAUUUCCUUCCUAUUUCUCUCUCAACCCGCCCACCGCACCGCACCACACCAUGGAGGCAUUGUCAUUCUCCUCCGCCCUGUCGCCUCUUCGUCGUCACAACCGUUUGCACAACUUGGCUGGCAGAAGCAAUCAAUUUGCCAGAGGAUGGUCUGGCAAGCCCUUCAUAACCGCCACCCUGUCCAAAUCGGCGGUGGAGGUAACCUCCGUACCUUCUUCGUCUUCGACCGUUACCUCUCGAGAAGAAGAUCCGCUGGCUGUGAUUUCCGUACCCCCUCGUCCCAUUGUAUCUCCCGAUUCUCUACAGUACCCUCCUGGUUACCUUGGAGCAGUCCCAGACCGCUCUGACUGUGAUGACAAUGAUAGCAUAAUCAAUGCCAUGGGUUACUUGACCAAUAUACUUUCUUCUAAGGUCUAUGAUGUGGCUAUUGAAUCUCCGCUCCAGUUGGCGCCAAAGAUGUCGGAAAGAUGGGGUGUCAAUGUUUGGCUCAAAAGGGAGGAUUUACAGCCCGUUUUCUCAUUUAAGCUCCGAGGAGCUUAUAAUAUGAUGGCCAAACUUCCAAAAGAUCAGCUGGAAAAAGGUGUUAUCUGCUCAUCAGCUGGAAACCAUGCCCAAGGAGUGGCAUUAGCUGCCAAGAGAUUGAAUUGCAGUGCCGUGAUUGCUAUGCCUGUUACCACCCCAGAAAUAAAGUGGCGAUCUGUUGAGAAGCUGGGUGCUACAGUUGUUCUAGUUGGGGACUCUUAUGAUGAGGCACAAGCAUAUGCUAAGAAGCAUGCAAAAGAGGGGGGUCGAACAUUCAUACCUCCGUUUGAUCAUCCGGAUGUCAUUAUGGGCCAGGGAACAGUUGGGAUGGAAAUUUUUCGCCAAGUACAGGGUCCAGUGCAUGCAAUAUUUGUGCCCGUGGGAGGUGGUGGUCUGAUAGCUGGCAUUGCUGCUUAUGUGAAGCGGGUGUCUCCACAGGUAAAGAUUAUUGGAGUAGAACCCACUGAUGCAAAUGCAAUGGCACUGUCAUUACAUCAUGGUCAGAGAGUGAUUUUGGACCAGGUAGGAGGAUUUGCAGAUGGUGUAGCUGUUAAAGAGGUCGGUGAAGAAACUUUUCGCCUAUGCAAGGAUUUGGUUGAUGGUGUAGUCCUUGUAAACCGUGAUUCAAUCUGCGCUGCUAUAAAGGACAUGUUUGAAGAGAAAAGAAGCAUACUAGAACCAGCAGGUGCUCUUGCCCUUGCUGGAGCAGAGGCAUACUGUAAAUAUUAUGGUCUCAAGGGAAAUAUUGUAGUGAUAACCAGUGGGGCAAACAUGAAUUUUGACAAGCUGAGGGUGGUGACUGAACUUGCUAAUGUUGGUCGAAAGCAAGAGGCUGUGCUAGCAACUAUUUUGCCGGAGGAACCUGGUAGUUUCAAGCAGUUUUGUCAAUUGGUAGGGCAGAUGAAUAUUACAGAAUUCAAGUACAGAUAUAAUUCUGAUAAGAAAGCCGUUGUCCUGUACAGUGUUGGGGUUCAUACGGUUUUGGAACUAAGAGCCAUACAGGAGAGGAUGGAAUCUUCUCAGCUUAAAACUUAUAAUCUCACGGAGAGUGACUUGGUGAAAGAUCACUUGCGAUAUCUGAUGGGAGGUCGAUCAAAUGUUCAGAAUGAGGUUCUUUGUCGAUUUGUCUUCCCAGAAAGACCUGGUGCUCUGAUGAAAUUUUUAGAUUCUUUCAGUCCACGUUGGAAUAUUAGUUUAUUCCAUUAUCGAGGGCAGGGUGAAACUGGCGCGAAUGUAUUGGUCGGAAUACAGGUACCAAAAGAAGAGAUGGUAGAAUUCCAUGACCGUGCUGACAUACUUGGAUAUGAUUAUACUGUAGUAAACAACGAUGAUGACUUCCAGCUUCUAAUGCACUGAGGAUGGCAGCCUCCAUUGUGAUUAUUAUUAUUAUUUUUCCCCUUAGCGUAAGCUUAUGCGAUAGCCGCAGUACAGAGAGAGGGGGAUGACUGGCAAAGAGAAGGCCUCAAGGCACACUAGCCUGGUUGAGAAGAGCAGCUAGUGGUUUCUUCCUAUUAUAAUAAGUAAGUUAUCUGUUGUAAUGUAUUCAGUUUUACUUUAUAAUUGGGUUGGAUAUGAAAUCCUCUAAUGUUAGAUAGUCUUUUCAUCGCUGUAAAAUAAUUCAAUCUCAGUUUCAUACCAUUUUCUUAUUUUGAUUUUAUUUUUAA
Messenger RNA from Neltuma alba, 2264 nucleotides. RefSeq names its product threonine dehydratase biosynthetic, chloroplastic-like. Gene Ontology annotation, molecular function: L-serine ammonia-lyase activity; pyridoxal phosphate binding; threonine deaminase activity. The record is from RefSeq and is a predicted model, not a curated record. Lineage: Eukaryota; Viridiplantae; Streptophyta; Magnoliopsida; Fabales; Fabaceae. Gene Ontology annotation, biological process: L-threonine catabolic process; L-serine catabolic process.